AUGUUUCGUUUACUUAAAUCAUUUAAUAAUUAUUAAAUUAUUUGCACGUGUUCCUUUAAUAAAUUCUAUUAUUUUUUUUCAUUAAAAAAGGUUGCAUACACUUGUUUAAAAAAAUCUCCCGCCAUCAUUUCAAAUUCAUUCGACCGGAAAUUCGUCUAUAGAUGCGUUUGUUUCCGAAAAGUGAACGUUUCACGAGUCAACAGCAUCGUUUUUCGAGAAGUUCUAAGCGCUGUUUGCGACAUUUUUCUUUCAUUUAUUCGUUAUCCAAUGUUAUAAGUGAUGAAAUAACACGUUGUUAAGCGAUUAAUAUUGAUAUUAGUGUUCAUAGACGUUAAAAAAGUAAUCGACAGAUUACGAUAAGCUAAUAUGGGCGACGAAAGCCACCCGAAAACUCUCUACGUCGGUAAUUUGGACCCGAGUGUCACAGAAGUUUUCCUAUGUACGUUGUUUGGUCAAAUAGGCGAUGUAAAAGGUUGCAAGAUUAUACGGGAGCCAGGAAAUGACCCGUAUGCAUUUCUCGAGUUUACGUGUCACACGGCGGCGGCCACAGCGCUGGCCGCCAUGAACAAGCGAGUGGUCCUCGACAAGGAAAUGAAGGUUAAUUGGGCGACGAGUCCUGGUAACCAGCCGAAGACGGACACUAGUAAUCAUCAUCACAUAUUCGUGGGCGAUCUGUCUCCAGAAAUCGAAACAAACAUACUCCGAGAGGCCUUCGCUCCAUUUGGUGAGAUAUCGAACUGUCGCAUAGUACGCGAUCCUCAAACGCUCAAAUCCAAGGGUUAUGCUUUUGUAUCAUUUGUAAAGAAAGCAGAUGCCGAAGCUGCCAUCCAGGCAAUGAAUGGCCAGUGGCUGGGAUCAAGAUCCAUACGUACGAACUGGUCAACGCGUAAACCACCAGCGAAGGGUGUGAAUGAAGGCGCGCCCAGUAGUAAGAGAGCAAAACAGCCAACAUUUGACGAAGUUUAUAAUCAAAGCUCACCGACAAACACCACAGUUUACUGUGGCGGUUUCACAAGCAACAUUAUUACUGAAGAGUUAAUGCAGAACACAUUCUCACAAUUUGGUCAGAUACAGGACAUCAGAGUUUUCAGAGAUAAGGGCUAUGCAUUCAUUAGGUUUACUACAAAGGAAGCUGCAGCACAUGCCAUAGAAGCUACACACAAUACAGAAAUAAGCGGUCACACAGUCAAAUGUUUCUGGGGGAAAGAGAAUGGAGGUGCUGAAAACCAGGUUCGACACACGGCAGACUCGAACAGCACGGUCCCAGAUCAGAGCGGGAACAACUCGUCGGCGGCGCCUCCAGCGAUGGGCGGCCAGUCCCAAUAUCCUUACCCGUAUCAGCAAGGAAUGGGCUAUUGGUAUGCUCAGGGCUACAUGGCUCCCGGGUACUACCAGCAGUACGCGGCCGCGUACAGCAACCCUCAGGCCGCCGCGGCAGCGGGGUACCGCAUGGGAAUGGGCGGUAAUGGCGGCGGCGGCGCCGGGUGGGGCGGCCCCUCGCAACCCCUCAUGUACGCGUCGGCCGCCAUGCCCUCCGCGCAGUACCCCUCCCAGUAGCAAGGCCGCACUCCCCCGCCCCCCGCACCACCGCCCCUCGUCGCCCCGCACACCGAGCCACCCCUCUGUCGGUCACAGAGGGACAGACUAUGACGACGCGCGGCGCCGCCGUGACGUCACACCGAACGUUAUGAGAACAUACAGCAAUACCUCUAAGACUGUCUUACUAAUGUAUCUAAUGUAUAAUGAAAGAUGAUAUUUUCUAUAAAGCUAGUCAGUUAAUUUCUUCUAUCUGAACUGAUAUUGCAGUGGAAUUUGUAUUCGAUGACGUCAGCGAGCCAGUCUGUUUCGCAAGGGGACUGUAAACGAAUAUCCGUGAGUUAGACACCGCUAGAAGUCGAUUUGUGAAACGCAGUCUCUGCGAGCGACGCCGCGCCUCCGCGAGAGGGCGCCGGCUGCGGCGGCGAGACCUUCAUAGAUAGGACAUAACGAAAUAAAUUAUAAUUUUUUAAAGAGGUUAUUAUGAGGGGAUCUGUCGCGUGUGUGGACUCCUGUACAUAAGGUUGAUAUUUAUUGCGGCCGGCGGACGCGCCGCAACCCUGGACUCUGCUCACCAGACCGAUACACAUAUUUAUAUUAAGUUCACCGUAAGUUGUUUUGUUUGACCUGAAUUGUUAUGAUUUAUUGUAAUGGCAAACUGAUAUGUCAAUAAAGAAGUGGGUCUGGGAA
Messenger RNA from Bombyx mori (domestic silkworm), 2226 nucleotides. It is a transcript of the gene Rox8, whose product is annotated as TIA1 cytotoxic granule-associated RNA binding protein. The transcript is spliced from 5 exons. Gene Ontology annotation, molecular function: mRNA binding. The record is from RefSeq and is a predicted model, not a curated record. Bases 367 to 1557 code for a protein of 396 amino acids. Lineage: Eukaryota; Metazoa; Arthropoda; Insecta; Lepidoptera; Bombycidae.